Molecule: messenger RNA, 1214 nt
Organism: Bemisia tabaci
Lineage: Eukaryota; Metazoa; Arthropoda; Insecta; Hemiptera; Aleyrodidae
Product: AN1-type zinc finger protein 1
Cellular component (GO): cytoplasm
Molecular function (GO): zinc ion binding
Source: RefSeq, a predicted model, not a curated record
UCUAUGGUAUGGACAGCGUUAUCAGUGUAGAGGGGAGACUUCUUGAUAUUGUCGAUAAAGCUUGGCGAGAGGAUACUUUGCCUCACGAGGAUAUAGAAGUACCGCAAGAUGAACUCCCAGAUUUUGAAGCAGAUAACGGUGACAGUCGCUUAACAGUGAAAGAGCAAGAGAACAAGUGGUCUGAUUUGGCUUUAGGCACCCUCUGUGAUCAACAUCAAGGAGGCAACUAGAAUCAUGGAAUUUCCUAAUUUAGGUGCUCAAUGUGCUGUUCCAACCUGCAAACAACUUAAUUUCCUUCCAACAGAAUGCGAUCACUGUCAUUUGGCCUUUUGUGGAGAACAUUCAUUCGUAGAUCACCAUGGAUGCACCAAGUUUGAAAGCAAACAGGUCCAACCAGAAGAGCUACCGUCAGCGGAGAAAAACUAUCACAAAUGCUCUUUUGAGGGAUGCUCCAGUUCUUCGCCAAUUGCAAUGAUUUGUCCCCAUUGUCGGAUACAUUUUUGCCUUUCGCAUCGGUACCACGGAUGUAUGGAUUCUAAAGAGCAGCAAAAAGACAGGCGUCGAAAGGAGUAUUUGAAAAAGAAGGUCACUCAAGAGAAUUUCAAAACAGCCAAGGAAGAGACUGAUAAACAGGUGGAGAUGAAAUUGCAAACUGCUGAAAAACAACCAGAAAAAGCAGCAAUGGUACAAAAGAUCCGCUUCAUGAAGAUAAAAAGUAAAUCUUUAGGUGAUAAUAAAAUACCAGGAAGUGACAGAGUGUACUUCUCAGUUCAUCCACCGUUAAAAUCAGACGUAAGCAAAAGUACCCCGUUGUUCGGAGCAAAGGAUUACACAAUUGGAAAGGCCAUAGACAUCUUUGCAUCAAAACUUAAAGUGUUAAAUGAAAAUCACAAAAAAGAGGCCCCUAAACUCAGAUUAUUCAAACACAUGACAGGCUCAAUUCUUACGCAUGACAUGAAGGAAACAAUCGAUUCCCUUUUGAAAAAAGAUAUUGUAUAUAAUGGGGAUACUUUAAUCUUAGAAUAUGUCAAUGUUGAGGAUUUAGACAAUAAUACCCCAACUCUGAAAGAUCUUGAUUCACUAAGCAGAUAUACUGGGUCGACUGUGUGAAAUAUUAUCUACCUGUUUUUUCUUUUGUAAUUUGAUUUUGUUAUGUUUCAAGUUUAGAAAAGUUUUAAAAUACAUUCUCAAUCUUUCUUCUCUUUACUCAAAAA